GAUUCCGCCACCCCCAUCUCUCUCCUUUCUGUUUCUUGUCUCAUCCCGAAAUCCCUCCUCCAAUUCAAAACUCCAAACCCCACCAAAAAAAUAAAAAUAAAAAAUAAAAAAAAGCAAAAAAGAAAGCCAAUUAUUUCUAAACCUCGCAAUUAGAUCCAUUUUAGGGCUUAGGGUUUCGAUUUGGGGCCAAGAUGGAGACUUGCCGGCGGAUCUCGGCGAGCCCGAGACCGUGCUCCGGCCGGCGAAUCUCGGCGAGAAAGCGGACGAGGGUCGAUUCUUUCGUCAACAGCGUUAACAAGAUUCGGAGGCGGGAGAUCUGCUCGAAACCCUGCCGUUCUUUUAAUUUCAUCAAUAACCAUGAGAAAUUCCGGCACAUUCGAUUGCAGGAAGAAUUUGACGCUCAUGAUCCCAAGGGACACAGUUUCACGCAAUUGCCAUUUCUGAGAAAAAGGUCAAAAAUUGUUGAGAUAGUUUCGGCAAAGGACAUUAUUUUUUCAUUGACACAAUCAGGGGUUUGUGCUGCAUUUAGCAGAGAGACAAACCAGAGAAUCUGCUUUCUAAACGUGACUCCUGAUGAAGCCAUUCGCAGCUUGUUUUAUAACAAAAAUAAUAAUUCUCUGAUAACGGUUUCAGUUAACGCUUCUGACCACUUCAGCUCCUUGAGAUGUAGAUCAACCAGCAUUGAGUAUAUCCGGAAGGGAAAACCUGAUGCUGGUUUUGCACUUUUUGAGUCAGAAUCAUUAAAAUGGCCUGGUUUUGUAGAGUUUGAUGAUGUAAAUGGGAAGGUCCUCACAUAUUCUUCUGAUGAUAGCAGCACAUACAAGGUGUUCGACCUGAAAAACUAUGCACUGUUGUACUCUAUAUCAGAGAAAGGUGUUGAAGAAAUUAAGAUCAGCCCAGGUAUUAUGUUACUGAUUUUUAAGAAAGCUACCAGUUAUGUCCUUCUAAAAAUUCUCUCUAUAGAGGAUGGUACGGUUCUCAAAUCCUUCAACCAUCUUCUUCAUCGGACUAAAAAGCUGGACUUUAUUGAACAGUUCAAUGAAAAGCUUCUAGUGAAACAGGAGAAUGAGAAUCUACAAAUCCUUGAUGUUCGGGACUUCCAGUUAACGGAAGUAAGCAAAACAGAAUUUUUAACCCCAUCCGCAUUUAUUUUUCUAUAUGAGAAUCAGUUGUUCUUGACAUUUCGAGAUCGAAAUGUAGCAGUUUGGAAUUUCCGUGGGGAGCUUGUUACCUCUUUUGAGGAUCACUUGUUGUGGUAUCCUGAUUGCAAUACAAAUAACAUCUAUAUUACGAGUAACCAGGAUCUUAUAAUCUCUUACUGCAAAGCUGACUCUGAUGAUUCAAAUGGCACUGCUGGAUCCAUUAACAUCAGUAACAUUUUGACUGGAAAAUGCCUCGCGAAAAUUCAGGCUAGUAACUUGAGCAAAACUGCAUGCAAUUCCAAAGUCGGGAGCAGUUUAACAGAAGCUCUGGACGAUAUUACUGCACUAUACUAUGACGAGGAGCGGUGUGAGAUUUAUACUGGCAACAAACAUGGUAUAAUUCAUGUUUGGUCUAAUUAGCGUGGACAUCAGAAAGCCGAGCAGCAAAUCGCUGCUACAAAUGUAAUUUGAUGCAUUGUCUCUGUAUUUCCCCCUAAUCUUAAGACAUAGGGUCUUGUUGUGCUUCCCCCACCCUUCCAAUUUUAUUUUGUAUUCGUUGACAAUAUUUGUUAUGUGAGUUUCAAUCUAAUUUUGCGGCGUUCAAUUUUAUUCUC
Molecule: messenger RNA, 1756 nt
Organism: Asparagus officinalis (garden asparagus)
Lineage: Eukaryota; Viridiplantae; Streptophyta; Magnoliopsida; Asparagales; Asparagaceae
Exons: 8
Coding region: 192-1562 (456 amino acids)
Molecular function (GO): protein binding
Source: RefSeq, a predicted model, not a curated record